This is a messenger RNA of Sceloporus undulatus (fence lizard), 2037 nucleotides long. RefSeq names its product gamma-glutamyltransferase 5 (gene GGT5). Gene Ontology annotation, cellular component: plasma membrane. Gene Ontology annotation, biological process: glutathione catabolic process; leukotriene D4 biosynthetic process; inflammatory response. The record is from RefSeq and is a predicted model, not a curated record. Lineage: Eukaryota; Metazoa; Chordata; Lepidosauria; Squamata; Phrynosomatidae. Bases 114 to 1814 code for a protein of 566 amino acids. The transcript has 11 exons. Gene Ontology annotation, molecular function: leukotriene-C(4) hydrolase activity; glutathione gamma-glutamate hydrolase.
CUUGUUCCUCUUCCUCUUCCUCUUCCCUUUCUGAUUUCCUUCCUCCCCUUCUUCCUCCUCUUCUUCCUCUUCCUUCUUCUCUUCCUUUCCUUCCUUUUCCUCUUCCUCUCAAAAUGGCUCCCAUUUCCAAGAGGAAGAGGCUUCACUGGGGAUUAGGCUUCCUCUUCCUCUUCAUCGCUGGAGUCUCCGCCAUCAUCAUGGCCACCAUGUUGAUUCGCGUCCAAUGCGUUGCACCGCAUUACGCAAACGCCGCCGUCGCCGCCGAUACGCUGACUUGCUCCCAGAUUGGCAGGGACGUCUUGAAGUCUGGUGGAUCAGCGGUGGAUGCGGCCAUCGCAGCCUUGGUCUGCACCUCGGUCCUGAACCCACAAAGCAUGGGCCUGGCCGGAGGGGUCAUCUUGACUGUUUACAAUGCAACGACAGGCAAAGUUGAGGUGAUCAACGCCCGGGAAAGGGCCCCCCAAAACAUCCCCGAAAACCUGUUGGAUCAAUGCCGCGAAGGACUGAUGUUAGGUCCCAAAUGGAUCGCAGUCCCCGGCGAACUUCGGGGCUACGAAACUGCGCACCGGCGUCACGGGAAGCUGCCCUGGAAGGCGCUUUUCGAACCAACGAUCGCCGUCCUUCGCCACGGGGUCCGGAUCCCGGAGGUUUUGGGACGUUUCCUGAAGCACCCUCUCUUGCAAAGGGCAUUGGAACAGUCCUCUCUAAGGAAACUCUUUUCGGACGUAAAAGGGAACCUUUUGGGGACCGGAGACCUCCUCCAUUGGACCGCGUUGGAGGAGACGCUGCGUGCGGUCGCCGAAAACGGCGCUGAUGAAUUCUACGCGGGGAAAACGGCGGAGAAGUUGGCACAGGACGUUAGCGGUGAAGGCGGAAAUUUGACGCUGGAGGACCUGCACGGUUACCGCGUGAGUGUCAAGAGUGCCACCAAAUCCGAAAUCGGUGAUUAUGACAUUUAUUCCGCCCCGCGUCCUGCCGCCGGUCCGAUCCUGUUCUUCAUCCUCAACGUACUGAAAGGAUUCAACUUCACCAAAGACUCUGUCAGCACCAUUGAACGCAAAGCGGAGGCUUACCAUUAUAUUGCUGAAGCCCUCAAGUUUGCCAACGGCCAGAAAGCGAAAGUCGACGACCCGGAUUUUUCAAAAAACGGAGAAGACGUUAUCAACCACCUGGUUUCGGAUUCCUUCGCCGCCACCAUCUGGAGGCGAAUCGACUCGCGAGGAGACCACUCGGCAGCACAUUACGAAAUCGCGCAGGCGAGAUGGUCACCGUAUGGCACGUCCCACGUGGCGGUUUUGGCGCAGGAUGGGAGUGCCGUCUCCGCAACCAGCACCAUCAACCAGCCCUUCGGGUCGAUGGUGUAUUCCCAGCAGACGGGCCUCAUCUUAAACAACGAAAUGGCUGACUUCUGCAUGAAGCGAUCAGACCGGAAAGUCUACCCGGGGGAGAUGCCUCCUUCCUCCAUGACACCCUCCAUCUUAAUUUCACGCGACGGAGCCUCGAAAUUGGUCAUCGGAGGAUCCGGUGGGACUCUAAUUACGCCGGCCGUAGCGUUAGCUAUCGUCAACAAACUGUGGUUCGGAUACGAUCUGGAAGGAGCGAUCCAGGCCCCAAUCCUCUACGCCACCAAAACCGGUUCCCUCGAAGUGGAGCCUAAUUUCGACCAGGAAAUCAUGGCCGCCUUGCACCGAAGGGGACAUGCCAUAAAGACAGCAGCUUACCCGCUAAACGUGGUCCAAGGGGUCGCCAAAGACGGACCCUGCGUCUUUCCGUACUCCGAUCAGCGCAAAAACGGCAAAGCCUCCGGAUAUUGACGCUGCCAUUGACUUUUUAUCGAAACGCAAAAUGGCCAAAUAUCUAAAUAUCCCUAAUUAUAUCUUCCGACGUCAUGGUUUUAAUCAGACUCUUUCCUCACGGAAACAAAAAAAAUGGCGUCAGAGCAUGCGCAGUUUUAUUUCAUGCAAAUUAAGUUGGGGAAAAAUUAGCACUGGGAAAAUUAAUUAAUUGCUGAAUUAAUUAAAGUGCGUUAAUCAGGGA